Ectocarpus siliculosus is the source of this 3606-nucleotide messenger RNA. The record is from the annotation of a GenBank genome assembly. NCBI's taxonomy places the organism in Eukaryota, Phaeophyceae, Ectocarpales, Ectocarpaceae.
AUGUCACAGCAGUAUGUUGCCACAGCUAAAAAAGCGACAGCUGUCAGUAAGUCUCUGGUGUGCCAUUUCACUGGGCCGGAUGAUUUGAACUUGGUUAUCGCGAAAGGUGCACACCUCGAGAUCCGAGCGAUCACCGCGGAGGGCCUUCAGCACAGGCUCGACGUUCCGCUUUAUGGCGCGAUCGCAACCAUGGAAGCGUAUCGCCUAGCGGACGAGAACUGCGAGCGUAUUUUCGUCCUCACGGAGCGCUAUCAGUUUUGUGUUCUCCAGUACGAUGUAUCACGGCAGGAAAUCCGCACGAGAAGCAGCGGCUCGGUGAAGGAUCGCAUCGGUCGCGCCAUUGACAACAGCAAGAUUGGAGUCAUGGAUCCGCAGAGCCGCAUGAUUGGUCUUCACCUGUACGAAGGUUACUUCAAGGUCAUUCCAAUGGAUGCCAAGGGGCAGCUGAAGGAUGCUUUCAACAUCCGGCUGGAAGAACUGGAGGUGCUAGACAUCCAAUUUCUCUCCGGGUGUCCCAAGGCUACGAUCGCAGUGCUGUACCAGGAUCAGCGCAAUGCCCGCCACAUCAAAACGUACACGAUCAGCACGCGUGACAAGGAAUUUGACACCGGACCUUGGGCGCAGUUGAACGUAGAACACAACGCCAGCGAACUUAUCCCUGUCCCCGCGCCCUUUGGCGGGGUUCUUAUUCUUGGACACCAGACAAUCUGUUACCACAGCGGGAAGGCUUUCAUAACCAUUCCGAUUCAGAACACAAGGAUGUGCGCGUACGGGUGGGUUGACGCGGAUGGAUCGCGCCUACUUGUCAGUGAUCACUCUGGAGGCCUGCACGUCGUCAUUCUCACGCCCGAUGCGACGAAUACUGCCGUGGAGACAGCUCACAUCGAGGCGCUUGGGGAGACGAGUUGUGCCUCCAGCAUUUCCUACCUGGACAACGGUGUGGUGUUCAUCGGAAGUGCUUCCGGAGACAGCCAGCUUAUCAAGCUUAACCCAGAAAAGGAUGCGCAAGGCACCUACAUCCAAGUGCUGGAAACUUACGACAACCUUGGGCCCAUACUGGACAUGUGUGUCGCCGACCUGGACCGGCAGGGACAAGGACAGGCUGUUACGUGCAGCGGCUGCAGCAAGGACGGGUCGUUACGAAUUAUUCGCAAUGGCAUCGGGAUCAACGAGCACGCUGCCAUAGAACUUGCCGGUAUUAAGGGGAUGUGGUCUCUUCGCCCGUCGAACACGAAUCACGACAAGUACCUGGUGCAAGCAUUUAUCAGCGAGACUCGUGUGUUGGCCUUCGAGGAAGAUGAAGAUGGUGACCACCAGCUCGCAGAAGGAGAAAUCGCGGGGUUUCAAGAAGGCUGCACGCUGUUCUGCGGUUGCGUGGGUGGGAACAUGGCUGUUCAGGUAACCAAGAGGGGGGUCGUCCUCAUCUGUUGUGAUGGUCUCCAAGAAAUCGACCGGUGGGACCCGCCAACCGAUCUCAACAUUACAGUGGCUUCUGGUAACGCAACAAGAGUCGUGCUUGCGCUCGGUGGUGGCAACCUGGUGCAUCUGGAGGUAGAUGCGACAGCCAAGAAGCUAGUGCAAAAGGCGCGCGUUCAGCUUGACAACGAAAUCGCGUGCAUCAGCCUCAAUCCCCCAAGCAAUCAACCGGUCUCGAACGCUGAGCCAGCGACAACGGCAAUGGAGUGUGACGAGGAGAGCAAGUUGGAUUCGCUUGUUGCUGUGGGGAUGUGGACAGACAUGACGGUGCGACUGUUGUCCCUACCGGACCUCCAGGGAGUGUCAUCUCAGCCUCUUGGAGGUGAUACUCAGGCCCGCUCUGUGAUUCUGGCUACCAUUGCUGAUGUACACUACCUUUUCGUCGGCUUGGGUGAUGGCCAUGUAGUUUCGUUUCCCCUCGAGGUGACUGCCGAGUCAACGCUGGCAUUGGGGACGCCAAAGAAGGUGGCCCUUGGAACUCAGCCAGUAGGACUUGCCUGUUUCCGCAACAACGGAAUGGUGUGUGUCUUCGUCGCCAGCGACCGCCCUGCGGUCAUCUACUGCAGCGGAGGCAAGCUCCUCUACGCCAACGUCAAUAUGGGGGAGGUCAACUCCGUGUGCUCUUUCGACUCCAGUGAGCUCCCCCACUGUUUGGCAUUGGCGAGUGAAAACAGCUUGACCAUUGGCACCAUCGAUGACAUCCAGAAGCUUCAUAUCCAGAAAGUCAGCCUUGGAGAAGCACCGCAGCGUAUCACCCACCACGAUUCGGGCCGGAUGUUUGGUAUCAUCACCACCAGCUAUCGUGCGGUGGAGAAUAGCGACGAGGAGGAAGAGCACAACUUCGUCAAGUUUUUGGACGACACGAACUUCGAAGAGCUGUACUGCCAUCCCCUCGACGCAUUCGAGAAUGGAUCCUCAAUGGUGUCCUGCGUAUUCGCGAAUGACAAGAAGGAAUACUUGGUGGUGGGCACUGGGUAUGUCCGGGAGGAUGAAUGUGAGCCUGCAGUUGGGCGCUUGCUAGUCUUUAGCGUGGAAGGCCAAGGUGCGGAACGUAAGGUGGAUCUUGCGGCAGAAGUGGAAACGCGGGGGGCUGUGUACGUGCUCAACGGUUUCAACGGCAAACUCCUCGCAUGCAUCAACAGUAAGGUGCAACUUUUCCGAUGGAUUGAAAAGGAUGAUGGGAUCCAGGAGCUCCAGACCGAGUGCGGGUAUCACGGGCACAUCCUGGCGCUGCACAUGCAGAGUCGGGGUGACUUCAUCAUCGUUGGAGACCUCAUGCGUUCCGUGAGUCUACUCGUCUACAAGGCAGUCGAUGGUGCUAUCGAGGAGGUUGCUAGGGACUACCAUGCAAACUGGAUGACGGCGGUCGAGAUGCUGAACGACGACGUGUACAUCGGCGGAGAAGCCGACUGCAACAUCUUCACUUUGCGACGAAACGCAGACGCUGCAACCGAAGAAGAAAGGGCUCGGCUGGAGAUCCAGGGCGAGUUCCAUCUCGGCGAGUUCGUGAACAAGUUUUGCCGGGGAUCUCUUCUCAUGCAGUCUUCCGAGGUAAACAGUCCAGGUGGGAUGGACAGUCCACUCGUAAAGGGGCAACCGCUACUUUUUGGAACUGUCAAUGGCAUGGUGGGAACAAUCCUCACUUUGACGGAGGACAACCACCGGUUUUUGGCCCAAUUACAAACUGCGAUGACCAAGGUCGUGAAGGGGGUCGGAGGCUUCAGUCACGAUGAAUGGCGAUCAUUCACCAACGGGCGCCGGACGUCCCCAUCUUCGAAUUUCAUCGAUGGAGAUCUGGUUGAAUCUUACCUCGAUAUGCCUCGUCACAACCAAGAAGAGGUGUUGAGGCACGUCGACACGCCAGUGGGAGAUAAGCAGUGGGCCGUGGAGGAUGUAGUCGUCAGGGUCGAAGAAAUGCAGCGGUUGCACUAGGGUGCGAAAGUAGAGUUGGCACGCAUGACUUUGUUGUAUAUAUUGGGCUCAUCGCGCUUUGCCGGAUUUUGCGGCGGCACGGUAGGCAGGAUCUUGUACGAUGAAGACGAGUGGUUUCGAUGUAAUCUUGUGGAAGUAUGAUGGAAACAGACACUCCUCCCCAAUUUAUUUGCCAGCAAGCGAAAGGCAUACCAAGAG